UGAGAAGUGUUUCAGUAGUUGAAGUUUUUUGUUCCUCCCGAGUAGGAGAUCACGAAAUACUGCCUGUUCGAUGCUGAUCUGCGACGUACGGGUAGAUGACAAACUAACAAAAGGAUACGUCUGUGCUAUCCUACAGAGCUUGAGUGGUAAAGUUUACUAAUGAAAGGAAGGUCAGUGUCAAAAAAUGGUGAUCACGCGGUGCUUGUCCUUGAGCGAGUGAAGUUAUUUUUGACCGAACCUUAAGAAGCUAAGUGAGUUCGUGUUUUCUCCGAGUUUAACAUAAAAACGUUCUUAUUUUUUCUACCUGUAAUUCGUUAUUCGUAAAUUUACGCGCAUAGCAACAAAUUUCGUAUUCCUGACAGUGACGAAGCGAGAUUAUACCGAGACGAAGGGAAUUAGUUUGUUUUUAAGAUUACAUUUUUUGAGCCUAGUUUGAAUGAGUGAAGGAACGAAAGUCUGGUUUCUCUUAUGGUGUAUGGAAAGAGCUAGUAACGAGUAGAAAAGACACGCAACUUAAUUGUGGAACGGAUCCAAACGACAGCAAAUAUCAGACUUGGUUUGGAAGUAGUAGCCGUACAAGAAAAAAAAACUAAAACUAUAGCAGGGCGCUCGGAAAAGGGCCACCAUGGACAACGAUAAGGAGCACACUGAGAUUCUGAUUAUAGAGCCGAAGAAAAACUAUGGAAGCGCUGGCAGAGCCACCGAUGUUUCUUGGACGACGAAGCCUGGACUGCAACAGCAGAGAUCGGUUAUCUAUUGUGUGCAUGGCAAACUGGCACAGUCCUGCUGCGAACUACCGGACGACCUGAACAUUAGGAAAAUUGAAUCACACUGCCAUCGGCCAAGAACGAACGGAGUGGACAAGACGGCCAGGAAGAAAUUAAUUAUCGCCAGCGUGCUGUGCGUUAUUUUCAUGAUCGCCGAGAUAAUAGGGGGCGUCUACUCCAACAGCCUGGCCAUAGCAACAGAUGCAGCGCAUUUAUUAGCCGACUUGGCCAGUUUUAUGAUAUCGUUGUUCGCGCUCUGGAUCGCUGCUAGACCAUCAACCAAGAGGUUAUCGUUCGGCUGGUACCGGGCCGAGGUGAUUGGAGCUCUGACGUCGGUCCUAAUGAUUUGGGUCGUGACAGCGAUUCUCUUCUAUCUGGCCAUCAUGAGAACGAUUGAACGCGACUUCGAGCUGGACGGGAAAGUAAUGCUGAUCACUUCCGGAUUGGGGAUUCUCGUGAAUGUCAUUAUGGGGGCCACGCUGCACAAUCACGGUCACAGCCAUUCAUCAGCGUCGCCGAACGACAGCAAGCACAGCAGCGGUAGCGACAGCCACGGUCACAGUCAUAGUCACGGAUUCACGGAGGAAAACAUCAACGUGCGGGCUGCCUUCAUUCACGUGCUGAGCGACUUUGUGCAAAGUCUCGGUGUGUUCAUUGCCGCUCUCGUCAUCUACUUCAAACCGGAGUGGAACAUUAUCGAUCCGAUCUGUACGUUCCUGUUCUCGUUUCUGGUGCUGGCAACCACCAUCGCUAUCAUGAAGGAUGCACUGUUGGUUCUGAUGGAGGGUACACCGAAGUAUCUCGAUUACACCGAAGUGAUGCAGAUGUUCCUUCAGAUCCAGGGUGUCGUACGGGUGCAUAAUUUAAGAAUAUGGGCACUUAGCAUCAACAAGAUAGCACUGUCGGCUCAUUUGGCAGUCGAACCGAACACGAACACGGAAGCAGUACUCCAGCAAGCAACACGUUCCAUUCAUGCAAAAUAUGAUUUUUUCGAAACCACACUGCAAAUCGAGGAGUUCCAGGCAGACAUGGAAGAUUGCAAUCAAUGUACGAACCCGUUGUGAGGUUGUGGUGGCGGCCUGGUGCUGCUGCCGGCGUCGGUGGGCUGGAAGCGAUUCGGUGGGAAAGCCAUGGCAAGCGGAUGAUUCUAUCUCUUCGAGGGUGCAAGCUGCUAUAUCCGUAGACGAAGCUUAGUCGGUUAAAGUUAAGUCAAGUGUAUAUGUGCGAUGUGGAAACGGAGAGAAAAGUAUAGAAAUAAUACAAUCAGAAACACUGCCGCACAGUUGGUAGGUAAAAAAAUCAUAAACUUAUUUGUAUUCCGAUGGUACGAGGCUAGUAAUGAAAGAUGAAAAAUCCAAAAGAACGCUGCAAAUAAAAACAGGCGCCCAAAAGCCUAAACAUGUGGAAAUCGAGUGGAGAAACAAGAA
Messenger RNA from Malaya genurostris, 2194 nucleotides. RefSeq names its product proton-coupled zinc antiporter SLC30A2-like. NCBI's taxonomy places the organism in Eukaryota, Metazoa, Arthropoda, Insecta, Diptera, Culicidae. Gene Ontology annotation, cellular component: plasma membrane. The coding region runs from base 626 to 1831 and encodes 401 amino acids. Gene Ontology annotation, molecular function: zinc ion transmembrane transporter activity. Gene Ontology annotation, biological process: zinc ion transmembrane transport; response to zinc ion. The record is from RefSeq and is a predicted model, not a curated record. The transcript is spliced from 8 exons.